Owenia fusiformis is the source of this 3200-nucleotide messenger RNA. The record is from the annotation of a GenBank genome assembly. NCBI's taxonomy places the organism in Eukaryota, Metazoa, Annelida, Polychaeta, Sabellida, Oweniidae.
GAAGACUUCCGGUUGGGCUGGAAAGGAAAAUUGAAUUAGGACCAUCCACAUCCACAUGCAGAUAUUCAUGCUCUCUGAAUGUCAUUAAACAUGGGAAACCUGUGUAGUGCCCAGUCAGGGAGUGAGGAGGAGCCCCUUACUCCCUCCCAGGAGAACCUACCAAAGAUACCUGACCACCACAAGGUUGCCUUAGAGACUCUAGCUCAGGAAUCCAUCAAUAAUAAAGAUGUGCUGUCCCAUACUAGGAACUCUGUAGAAGCUGAUGACCUUGUGGUUGUUAAUGAUGUGAAGCCAAUGUUGGCAGAAACUGGACUGCAGUGUGUGCUCCAAAGAAUAGACAAAGUUGAUCAAGUUAAACAUAGAUAUCAGUUGAACAAUAAUGGUAAGAUGGAAACAGACACAAAACAUCUGGGUAGCUCAAGCACUGAAUGUAAUACUGAUACAUUGACGAAUCCUAUAGAUAGCAAGAUUGAAGGACAAACUAUAGCACCAGUGCAUAGAUCAAAAUAUACUGCAGAACACGCAUCAGUUUUGCAUCACCCUUCAGGUACUUCAGCUAUGCCCUCUACAUCAAGUCAAACUGAGUCUAGUUUUAUCCAUGAAGGAAUCAAACAUCAAGUUGAAGUUACAAUGGAGACAGGUCCUGAGAAGAAUACCAUUGUCAAUAGCAUAAUAUCUGAGACACUUAUGAAAGACAAUGAAUAUUGGUCCAGUGGUGGUCCUAGUUCCGAAUUCAUGCCACAACCUUCCUUGCCACAAAAUGCAUCUAAUAGCAAUGUAAAAGAAAAUAAAACUGUUAAAGAGGCACAGAAUAAUGUAGAUAAUAUGGACACUUCUGGUGAUAGCAUGGAUCCAUUUACUCAUUGGAGGGUAGCAGGCGAGGCCCUAAGGAGAGCACUCAGAGAAUAUGAAGUUGAAACUACAACAUCCAAUAAUUCAACCUCUUCCAUUCCAACUCUAGUAAGCCCAGGAGAGGACCCGAUGAAUGCCAUGUUAGAGGACUAUAACAAAACACGGGACAAUGUUCCAUCCACAAGUGCAAUAAACAAUAGUAUCAAUGCGCUCCCUCGAUCAGUAGCUGAUAUUGUCAACCAGCAUGAUUUGCAAAUUAGAAAGCAAGAGAAACGUGCCAAAGCUAAUAAAAAUAAGGGAUCUAAAAGGCAUUCCACGACAGAGCAAACAUGCACACCUAGACCUGUCUCAUAUUACAAGGACUUGAUCAAGAGAUUCAAGGGAGAAGAGAGCUCCAAUUCCAGUGAGAAACCCUGCAGAAAUGAGUGCAUGUCAUCGACAUGUAACAAAAGAGGAGAAAAAGUGCCAAGAAAUGUACAAGAUGCUUCAAGUAGUGAUGACGAACUUUACUUAAGGAAACCAAAGCAUCAAAAAUUAUCAACAAAACAUAAACCAAAGCUGAAAAAAUCUAGUCAAAACAACAUAGUAAGUGCACCAUCGAUGUCCAGUAAUGGGUUCUAUACCAGUGCUCUAAGAGAUAACUCCAUACUAAAUGGUAUAGCUAUACCUGAUGAUCCAAAAACAAAAAGAAUGAAACAAAUGGCAGAGAAUGGGUUUUACACAAGCUCUCUGAAGGACAGUGCAAUAUUAUCUGGUAUAUCAGAACCAGAUAAUUCUCCUAGACAUGUGCCAAAACUUAAAGGUGCUAAGAAACAUACAACUGGUAUUAAGAGUAGCAAACAGCCAGUUAAGAGAUCAUUGGAAGAGAGGGAAGCAUCUAAAUAUAAUAACACUUGUGAAUGUGAUAGUCAUGACUCAGAUGAUGAACCCUGUCCACAACUUGUGUCUUCUUCUUGUGAGUCAGGCAUUAAUCCAGCAGUACACAGUCGCACAGUAUUAGCUCAAGAGAAUUCACAUUGUCAUCAUAAAGUGAAACAUAGAAAAGGCAAGUCAGCCAAAUCAUCCACAUCCGGUUUAUCAAAAAGGACAUCAUAUGUAUGUGGACAAUACGAUAACCAAAAUAUGUCAAGAAAACAUUCUCAGGAGGCUUACAAGGCAGCUUUAGAUACAGAGAGAGAUGCACUUGAUGAGCAUAAGGCCCAUACAGAGAAAAGGCUCACCAGGCACCAAUGUCAGGCUGGAUUUUCUCUUGAACUGCCUUCUACUCACACAGGGAGAGGAAAACAGUCUGCAAGGAGAAGACACUCAGAGAGUGAGAGUGAUUCCAUACCAUUCCUAGAUGAAAGCUCAGCUGACCAGUCACACCCUCCAGAUACAAAUGAGAGUAUGCCUGAUCUCAUCAACAGUACAAGUGGGGAUGAUUCACUGGCAGAACAGCAGCACGACCCCUUUGAGCCUAAUGCAUCUGACUUUGAGGCCCUGCCCGAUCUAGUCUCUAGUGAUUCUACACACUAUUCUGACUCUGGGGAAGUGCACUUCUCUGAACCUGAAGAGAUUCCUGGCUUAGAGUCAUUAGAUGAGGAUUGUGAGAGUGGUGGAAACGAGGAUGCUGAUGAUGAAUUUGAAUGUGAAUGUUCCCUUUGUGUGCAGCAACGUAGACUUACACAUUCCAUGCAUGAGUGGGAGACUGAGGAAGAGGAAGAAACUGUUGGUGCUGAAAGUGCCCCAAGCAGUGCCCCUAGUGAGCCUCAAUCUGGUCUCAGGUACGACUCGGAUGAUGACUUCAAUCCAUUCCCAUUCCUAAACUUCGGGGACCUGACCCCCCUCAACUUACUACUGCUGAGACAGGAGACGAUGAGGCGUGAUUUCCUCACCACAAUGUUCCAAAAUGUGAUAUUCCAAAUGACCAGUGUCUACCCUGAUUUACUGGGAGAUCAAGCUCCACCCCCUGCAACCAAUGAAGACAUGGAGAAGCUGCCAAUCAAAGAGAUUGACAAGUCUCUACUAGACAAGGAAACAUCCUGUUCAAUCUGUCUCUGUGCAUUUGAGUCUGGUGAGAAGGCCACAGAGCUGCCUUGUAAUCACAUCUUCCACCCACUCUGUAUCAAGGCAUGGCUAGUCAAGUCUGGUACUUGUCCAACGUGUAGACACAAACUGACAACAGCAACAAGAGAGAGACCUCAACCAGACUUUGACUCCUGGCUAGGUCAAUUAUAGUUUUUGUGUGAUCCAGGUUUAUGACUGGCAAGGUCAACUUAAGUCAUCAUGUGAUCCAGCUUAAAACAGAUCAUGACUGACUAUAUAACCUAUAGUCAUUAUGUGAUCCAACUGAAAACAGAUUAUGACUG